Molecule: messenger RNA, 1062 nt
Organism: Thermothielavioides terrestris NRRL 8126
Lineage: Eukaryota; Fungi; Ascomycota; Sordariomycetes; Sordariales; Chaetomiaceae
Exons: 2
Coding region: 1-1062 (353 amino acids)
Source: RefSeq, a predicted model, not a curated record
AUGUAUAAUAUAUUCAGGAUCGCGCCACCUCUUCCGCACUUUGGCACACCCGCUGGGACGCCACCACCCACAUCACCAAGCUCGCCAGCCGGUCGGAGUCAUCCCACCUGGUCGCCUUCUCUGACCAGACCCGUGGCGCCGUCACCAGCCCCCACACCUACUCCGGGCCCGAACACCCCCGCCGACGCCAUCGCCGCCAUCGCAGCCAUCGCCGCCAUCGCCAACAACCAGCGGAGGGAAAUGCCUCCCAGAAACCUCACCGCCGGCGCCGGUCGCCGACCCAUCUCCGCUCCGGCGGACGCCACAACCCAGCGCCCCCGGGAACGCCGCAGCCGACACCUCCGCCAGCGGCCCGAGCAAGGACCCAUCCAACCGCACCCGCCGGCGCUGCCGUGGGCGGGACAGCCGCAGCCCAUACAGCCGAUGGGGCCGACCGCCUUCGAGCUGGCGCGGCCGGAGUGGUUCGGUCCCCAGGGUGCACAACUGCAGGCGGCGCUGGCCUACCACCGGCAGGUGUAUGCGCCGCUCGGGGUGACCGACUUCGCGCCCGUGCUGGAGCCGCUCGGGUGGACGCAGCGCGUGGACCGCCGGGGCGAGGUCUGGUGGGAGCCGCCGCGGCCGCCGCCGCGGCAGGAGGAACAGCAGCCGAUCCACGCCGGGAUGGAACAGCAGGGAGGUCACCUCGGGCAUGGGCAGUGGCACCAGGAACAGCAGCAGGGAAGCUUUUGGCCAUGGCAACAGGGGCAGCAGCAGCUGUGGCAGCAGCAGCCGUGGCAGCCGUGGCAGCCUCAGCAACAGUUCGUCUUCAGCGGGCCCGAGUGGGAUGCCGAGCCGGCCGACGAGGCGACUGCCGCAAUCCGCAGCGAGUUUUCCAGGCGCGUGAGGGAGCGGGCCGCCGCCUCCGCCCUUCCUGCGCCUCCUUCGCUCCCCGCGCUGCCGGCCCCCGAACCCAAAGAAGAAGACAAGCCCGAAGACAAGCCGCUGCCGUGGUGGGAAGGCGACGAGGACUGGACGGACGACGAGCUUUACAUUCCCCACCUCUGCUCUCGUCGCCGGACCUGA